CCUCGAUGGUACCACCAACAAAUCAAGGUCAGUUCCUACAAGACAAAUGCGCCACUGAUGCUAUAUUGGAGAGAUGGUCUUGAGGUCAUUAAGCAUCUUUUUGCCAAUCCAGUUUUUGCACCUUGCAUGGAUUUUCAGCUUGCUAAUCAUGCAUGGAAGAUACAGCAUAAGCUUCCUCCAAGCCAUUUGUUCGUUGGUGUGAUUUGUGCUUCAGACAAGACACCUCUAACAAUUGUGACUGGAAAUAAGGAGAUGCAUCUCCUGUUGAUCUCGCUUGCUAAUAUUUAUGCAGGUGUUCACAUGAAAGCAACAUCACAUGUGUUUGCUCUGAUUGCCCAUCUUCCAAUAUCUAAAUUUCUCAAUGUCUCAAAGCCUGUCCAUGCAAUUCUAUCCAUGCAAGUUUAUCAUUUUGCGAUCUCCAUUGUCAUG
Suillus bovinus is the source of this 429-nucleotide messenger RNA. RefSeq lists its product as uncharacterized. The record is from RefSeq and is a predicted model, not a curated record. The annotation marks the transcript as partial. NCBI's taxonomy places the organism in Eukaryota, Fungi, Basidiomycota, Agaricomycetes, Boletales, Suillaceae. The transcript has 3 exons.